Vitrella brassicaformis is the source of this 2323-nucleotide messenger RNA. NCBI's taxonomy places the organism in Eukaryota, Vitrellaceae. The record is from the annotation of a GenBank genome assembly.
CCCGACCACAAGUGUGACCACAAGUGUGUGCAUUUUCAUCCGCGCAGCUGAGGGAUCCAUCAAUUGACCUUCACUUCAGCGAGGAUGGCGCAAGAGAGAAUCGUGAGGGCACUGGAACGAGAACAAGAAGAGCAUACGCACGCGGAUGUUUGUUGUGAAAUGUACGUCUGUCUUUUCAGCGUGCCUCGUCGUUCAUCCGAAAGACAUGUCCGGCGUCGAUGUCCAUGUCAGGGCCAUCCCUCGUCGCCCUGCGGGACGAGAGCGCACGCAGCCUGCUGGUCAGCGAGAGGAAGGUCUUCACAUGGAGGUCAGACGCGUCAGCACUCAAGGACAUGAUAUUCAACGACAGGUAAGAAUCCGGGAAGACCUCUAUCGGCCUUUGACGGCUUCUCUCUCUCUCUACUCUGUGUGUGUGUGUGCGUGUGUGUGUGUGUGUUGCAGCCUGAAUCUGCUGCUGGUUGCUGUGCCGCUGGGUGUGGUUGCUUCAUCCGCCAACUGGGGUAGCUUCUGGAUCUUCGCGCUCAAUUUCGUCGCCUUGGUCCCGCUGGCCAAGGCGCUGGGCAGCGCGACGGAGGAGCUGGCGCUGCACGUUGGGGAGAUACUGGGCGGGCUGCUCAACGCCACAUUCGGCAAUGCCGUCGAACUCAUCCUCACCGUGCAGUCACUGCGGCAGGUUAGAGAAAGGAUGUGAAUCGAGUGCAGUUUCUUUCCAUCUGCAGGGAAGGGAGGCGUGUGUGUGUGUGUGCGUGUCAGGGUCUGAUAGCGGUUGUGCAGGGGACGCUCUUGGGGUCGAUAUUGUCCAACAUGCUGCUGGUGCUGGGAAUGUCAUUCUUCUUUGGUGGCAUCUACCACCAUGUGCAGACAUUCAACGUGCAGGGUAGGGUGCCUCACCCACACACCGACACAGAGGGACUUACGGUGACAGACAGGGGAAUAGAUGGCUGUGCUGUGUGUAUCCAUUCGAUGAUUUGAUCAGGUGCCACGAGCUGCACAUCUCUGCUGCUGUUGUCUGUCCUUGGGAUGGCGCUGACGUCAUGCUUCCACGAGUACUCGACCCUCGUGCAAGAGUCCAGCGUGCUCACGGUAAGUCAUUCCGUGCAGGGAAGCCAACAGGUGAUGGUUGUCGCUCGGGUGGUCUGUGGCCGCUCAGGUGUCCCGUAUCGCGGCUGUGGUGAUGCUGCUGACGUAUGUGCUAUUCAUCUACUUCCAGCUGCGCACACACAGAGACCUCUUCUCUGACGACAAAGGAGGCCAGGAAGAUGACCAAAGUACGCCCGCAGCAACACACAUACGAACAAUCAGGCGGACAGCGCAUGUGGAGGUCUCAACUGCACAGUCUUGCUUCGAUGUGUGUGUGUGUGUGCAGGUGCAGCCGACAUUGACGAGCUGGGGGAUGUGGCCAACCUCUCGUGGGUGUCGGCUGUGUUCCUCCUGGCCGUCGUCACCCUUAUCAUCGCCAUGAACUCUGACUACCUAGUGGGAUCCAUAGAAGGCAUUGUGACAGAGUGGGGCGUGCCUGAGGACUUCAUUGGCGUCAUACUGCUGCCUAUCGUCGGUCAGACAGACACACACACGCACCACAUGCGCAUGACACACCUUGUUUUGUCGGUCUCUCUCAGGCAAUGCGGCAGAGCAUUUGACGGCUGUUACAGUGGCCAUGAAGAACAAGCCAGACCUGACCAUUGGGGUCGCCAUCGGCUCUAGCACUCAAGUAAAGCACAUCACCAUCAAUCGGCACACGAGGGAUGGACGAUUAGACCGUGCGUGUGUGUGUGUGUGUGUGUGGCCUCUUUCCCUCCCUUUGAGCAGAUAGCGUUGUUUGCGGUGCCAGUGGCGGUGAUAGCUGGGUGGCUGAUGGAUCAGCCAAUGACGCUGGACUUCAACACGCUCGAGGCCACCGCACUCGCACUUAGCGUACUCGUAGUCCAAGGUGGUCUCCGUUGCAGAGUUCACACGGAGCACCUGCCUGCAGCCGUCAUGUCGUUUGUGUUGUGCCACAGGUGUGCUUGCGGACGGGCAGUCCAAUUGGCUGGAAGGGGUCAUGCUGAUGAGCGCUUACUUCGUGAUUGCCUGCAUCUUCUGGUGAGAAAAAGAUAACAGACAAGGCCGCGGAAAGAGCCAGCCAGGCAACAUUGAAAAUAUGCCGGCUCGUGGCUGGCUGGCUGGCUGGCUGGUGUGUGUAUGCGAUGCGUGUGCAGGUACGUGCCUGCCGGUGUAGCAGACGAAACGAUGCAGCCUGGCCUCGCAGCCGCCGUACCAAUGAGCUGAGGAGGCAAGCUCUCUGUCUGCCUGCAAAUGAAGCGACGACUCUAGUGGGAAGGGG